UUAGCUCCAUAGAGCACACAUCUCGAAAAAGUUUUAUUUUUCUAUUUUUUUGUGUAAUUUUUUGUUUGUGUGUCUAUCUAAAGAACGUUUAGACUCUUUUGAAAGUCAGUGUCAAAAUUCAACGUAUUUAAGCACACAGCGUCAUCCCUCUCCCUUAUAUACACCGACGCCCACACACCCAUACACCCACAACCACACCUCUAUAGACAUCAAAUAUGAGCAGCACUAAGAAGUUUGGUCUGAGCAGCAGCAGCGCCCAGAAUGCCUUCAGCUCAAUGCGAAAUUUCUAUCAGAGUCACGCGAUUGCGGGUGCAGCAAACAAUGUUUUUCAGCUGCAACAGCAUCAGCAGCAGCAGCAGCAACAGCAGCAGCAAAAGCAGCUGGUUAAGGCGGCGGCGAAAGGUGCGCGCCUAGGUAACUGGAAGGUGGAGCGCACCGGUGCGCAAAGGGUGUCUAAUGUGGGACGCCUGAGCAAGGUGAUAGGCGUUAAGAAGACUCUGGUUAACCAGAUGCAGGGCAUGGUGCAGACACUGCGACCAAAACUGAGAUCGCAAGGGAUUGUGAUGCAGGGCGUGCCGCAGACUAGCGCCAAGUAUAGAAUAUACGGACAGACAAAGCUCUUCUCCUCGAUGAGCAGCCUGCAGGCGCGCAGCAGCUGCAGCAGCAGCAGCGCCCUCUUCAACCCCGUCGCCCAGAGGCGUCACCUGUCCAGCAGCAGCAGCCACCAGUCGCUGUCGCUGCCGCUGACCCACAGCUCCGUUGUGCAGCAGCGUUACAAUCAGGCGGGCGUUGUGCAGGAGAAGCGUAACGGAGAGCUGGCCAGAGACAUUAGUCGUUCCAUACAGUCCGAGCUGAUGCAGGUCGAUCCGAACACAAAGCGGCUCAUCAGCUGCGCUCGCGGCAAAUCGGACCUGGCCAGCUACGAGGACGACGACGUCAACGAUGAGGAGCAGCAACAUCAGCAACAUCAGCAACUGCAGCAGCAGCAGCAGCAGAAACUGCAGCAGCAGCUGCAAAUACAGCAAUUCCAUCAGCCGUUGCAUUACGAUCCGCUCGAGGGCUGGAAUCACCCGCGUCCGUUGAAACAUGUCGAAACGAUGAGAACCGCCAACGAUGACAAUCUCGCCAAACAACGCAAGCCGCUGCGCCGCAAGCCGACCAACAUACGCUACAAGGACGACAGCGGUGAGCAGCAGACAGUCAAACAGCAGUUUGUCCAGCCCAGUCUGCACAGCCGUAAGCUGCAGGCCCAGCUGGGCGAGCUGUACUCAAGCUCCGCGAAACUGCGCUCCGAGAAGCAACGCAGCGACCUGCGCAAGCAGCAGCACUUUCAGAGUUCGCUUUCCUCUGAGCUGUUGGCGACGCCAAGCAGCUGGGAUCGGGAUAUGUUGACGCACGAUGAGCGCUAUAAGCAAAAGUCAUCCGAGCGCGAGUAUAUCGAGCGCAAUGUCCUAAAAACUGAACAAGAUGAGGCCGUGGCAGCUGCGGCGGCCGAUGCCGCCGGCAGUCGCAUGGAUGAUCUGCAUUAUCAGUCGAAGAUGGCCGCCAAUUUGAUGAGCGCCUCGCAGCGUGUCAUCAACAAACAGUACGAGGGCUAUCGCAACUAUCUGCUGGAUGCGCGCAGCAAGUCCGUGCAGGCAUCGCUGGCCAAGAAUAUCGUUCAGUCGGUCAGUCCAACGCCGCUGGUCAAAGUGCCCAGCAAGCCGCCGGCACCCAAAACCCGUCUCAUGUCGAUGGGCCGCCCCAAUUCUUCCAAGUCGAAGCACACAACGACGUCUAGCCCCAAGGCUAAGGGUGGUCCCAUUGCCGUGCAGUCGAAACGAGUUGCACCCAAAAUGAUGCCCAAAAAGAGCCUGUUCGGGCUGGGACAAUCGAAACAGGACAUGGCCACCAAAUUGGAGAAAACAAUGCGCUCCAAGUCCAAUAGUCCCUCCUGGAGCACCAGCAAUAUACAGCAGCAAAAACAGCAGAAACAACAGCACAAUCAACAGCAGCACAAGCAGCACAAACAGCAGAGGCAGCACAAGCAGCAGAGGCAACAGCCGAGGCAGCACGGAAAUCCUAACCAGCAGCUGCGCCAGAUGUCCCAGGCACCGCAUGGAUCCCAAAUGCGUUUGGGCGAGAUGCGCGAAUCCCAAAAGCCAGAUGAAGAUUAUACGCGCGAAAGGUUGCAAAAUGACGUUCUGAUGCCAAACGAAUAUACCAAAGAGUCGGCGGUGCAGCGUUUGGGCAAUAUAUUCGAAAAGCGCACCAGCCACGCCCACUAUUCGCAGCAGCGCGCACGCCAGUAGUUACUGGGCGGCCUUAAAAAAAGGACGACGACAAAGAUUCACUGAAAACUCCUCUCAAAUGUCAGUUUUUUAAACAUCAACCUGAAUGCAAGCCCGCAAUUCGAAUGGGCAUGAUCUUCCAAUAUAGCCGUGCAGUUCGAUAGAGCUCCCAAAUUAAAUUUAACAAAAUUUUGUCCUGUUUAAAGACUAUUCACACAAACGUUUACUGUCCCAAAUUUUAUCCCGGUAUAUGUAGCAUCAAAUAAAUAAAUCUAGGCGAAUACAAAAUGCAA
Messenger RNA from Drosophila novamexicana, 2563 nucleotides. RefSeq lists its product as uncharacterized. The record is from RefSeq and is a predicted model, not a curated record. The coding region runs from base 216 to 2291 and encodes 691 amino acids. Lineage: Eukaryota; Metazoa; Arthropoda; Insecta; Diptera; Drosophilidae. The transcript has a single exon.